AUUGGACGGAGGAAGUAUUUUUAAGCAUGGGUCAUGGCUCAGAAAUUUAGUGCAAAUUGGGUCUGCACUGCGAUCUGAGAUCAAUAAUUCAAUUGGUAGUAUUUGCUUGAAGCGCGCAUCAUCUGAAUCGUAGAGCUAAACAACACCUUAACAGCAAAAAGUUGUCUAUUGACAAAAGUACCAAAAUGUUCUGCCAUUCUCCCUCAUUUCUUGCUGCUAUAUCCUCAAUUCUGUUUAUCGCGAUCAUCCUUAAAUGGUUCUCUCACACCAAGAAAACGUUGCCUCCUUCUCCAUGGAAGCUUCCGAUUAUUGGAAAUCUUCAUCAACUUGGCCUUUACCCACACCGCUCCCUCCAAAUGCUGUCCAAAAAAUACGGUCACUUCAUACAGCUUCAACUAGGCACAAUUCCAGCACUUGUUGUUACCUCAGCCAAUGUAGCUCAAGAAAUACUGAAAAAUCAUGACUUGGUUUUCGCAAACAGGCCUAAAACAACCUUCCAUGACAAACUACUUUACGGUUCAAAAGAUAUGGCGUUCAGUAAAUAUGGUGAGUAUUGGAGGCAAGUGAGAGGCGUUUGUGUGCAUCAACUUUUGAGUAACACUAGAGUCCAAUCAUUUGGUACAGUACGAGAAGAAGAGACGUUGUUAAUGAUUAAGAAGAUUAGAGAUUUAAGCUCUGUUUCACUGCCUUCAGAGUUCAAUUUGAGCGAUAUUUUGAGGUCAUUGACAAGUGAUGUGUUCUGUAGGAUAGCUUUAGGUAAGAAGUAUUCUGAUGGCGAAAUCGGGAAGAGAUUUAAGUUUCUGCUGAAGGAGGCCGUUGGGUUAUUAGGCGCAUUCAACGUGGGGAGUUACAUUCCAUGGCUCCGAUGGGUGAAUCGUUUCAAUGGAUUGAAUAAAAGAGUAGAAUUAGUGGCUAACGAAUUUGAUGAAUUCCUGCAAGGUAUGGUUGAACAGCACAUAAACGAACGCAAAGGCGGUGAAGCUGAGAUUGCAGAUUUUGUGGAUAUUUUACUUGAAGAAUUUCAUAGACAAGACAAUGCUGACUUAUCCAAUCAUACUGACACGGUCAAGGCUCUCAUCUUGGAUAUGUUUGUAGGUGGAAGUGACACGACAUUUGCUCUUCUUGAACGGUCAAUGACAGAACUGUUAAGAAAUCCCAAAACCUUGGAGAAAUUGCAAAAUGAGGCAAGAGAAAUAGCCCAAGGAAACUCUUGUAUAACAGAGGAUGAUGUACCAAAAAUGCCGUAUCUGAAAGCAGUGAUCAAAGAGAGCCUACGACUACAUCCUCCAAUCCCAUUAAUCCCCCGCGAAUCAAGUCAAGAUAUCAAAGUGAUGGGAUAUAAUGUGGCAGCAAAUACACAAGUUUAUUUUAAUGUUUGGGCACUUGGAAGAGACCCCUCGUUGUGGGAAAAUCCUGAAGAGUUUCAGCCUGAGAGGUUCUUCGGCACAAACAUUGAUGUCAAAGGAUUUAAUUUUGAGCUUAUUCCAUUUGGUUCAGGGCGAAGGGGAUGCCCAGGAUCCCAAUUCGCCCUCGCUGUUAAUGAACUUGCAUUAGCAAAUUUGGUGUUGAACUUUAACUUUGCAUUGCCUGAUAGACCAAAUACGAAGGAUCUGGAUAUCGUGGAAUCGACUGGCCUGGCUGUGCAUAAGAAAUAUCCUUUGGUUGUUCUUGCGAUUCAUUGUCCUUGAUAACGUCUUUUUCGUUCAAUUACUCUUACUAUUAUCAAUUUACAAGUUUCCAUACUUGUGUAACUUGCCCGGUAACUUUUUUCCUUCAAAAGAAAAAGAAAUCUGUUGAAUUUGGAUUAGUUUCUU
Lycium ferocissimum is the source of this 1814-nucleotide messenger RNA. Its product is annotated as cytochrome P450 736A117-like. The transcript has 2 exons. Lineage: Eukaryota; Viridiplantae; Streptophyta; Magnoliopsida; Solanales; Solanaceae. Bases 186 to 1688 code for a protein of 500 amino acids. The record is from RefSeq and is a predicted model, not a curated record. Gene Ontology annotation, molecular function: monooxygenase activity; heme binding; oxidoreductase activity, acting on paired donors, with incorporation or reduction of molecular oxygen.